Molecule: messenger RNA, 5638 nt
Organism: Polyodon spathula (Mississippi paddlefish)
Lineage: Eukaryota; Metazoa; Chordata; Actinopteri; Acipenseriformes; Polyodontidae
Product: ephrin type-A receptor 3-like
Exons: 17
Coding region: 108-3062 (984 amino acids)
Biological process (GO): cell surface receptor protein tyrosine kinase signaling pathway; protein phosphorylation; axon guidance
Cellular component (GO): plasma membrane; neuron projection
Molecular function (GO): ATP binding; protein binding; transmembrane-ephrin receptor activity
Source: RefSeq, a predicted model, not a curated record
AUCAGGCUUUGCGCUGAGAAUGGUAACUCGUCUUGGAGUCAGCGCGCUCAUAUCAGUGGGAUGCUUCAUGGAGAUAUGUACCUCUCAUUGCCCUCUCAGCCUCCAACAUGGAUUGCAAACCCCUUGUUCUUUUUCUGAUCCUCUCUUCAUUGAUCUGCCUGGGACAACUCACUAACCACCCCUCUAACGAAGUUAAUCUGCUGGAUUCGAAGGCGAGUCAAGGGGAGCUGGGCUGGAUCUCUUAUCCAUCACAUGGGUGGGAAGAGAUCAGUGGGGUGGAUGAGCACUACACCCCGAUCCGCACCUACCAAGUCUGCAACGUGAUGGAGUACAACCAGAACAACUGGCUAAGGACCAACUGGAUCCCGCGCAACUCAGCCCAGAAGAUUUACGUGGAGCUCAAGUUCACCCUGAGAGACUGCAACAGCAUCCCCCUGGUGCUAGGCACCUGCAAGGAGACCUUCAACCUGUACUGCAAGGAGUCAGACGAGGACCAAGGGGUCAAGUUCCAGGAGCACCAGUACACAAAGAUCGACACCAUCGCGGCCGACGAGAGCUUCACUCAGAUGGACCUGGGCGACCGCAUCCUCAAGCUCAACACUGAGGUGCGGGAGGUGGGGCCUGUGAGCAAGAAGGGGUUCUACCUGGCCUUCCAGGAUGUGGGGGCCUGCGUGGCACUGGUCUCUGUGCGAGUCUACUUCAAGAAGUGCCCGUACACUGUGAAGAACCUGGCCAUGUUCUCAGACACGGUGCCCAUGGACUCCCAGUCACUGGUGGAGGUGCAGGGCUCCUGUGUCAAUCACUCCAAAGAGGAGGAGCCUCCCAGGAUGUACUGCAGCACGGAGGGGGAGUGGCUGGUGCCCAUCGGGAAAUGCUUGUGCAACAUCGGGUAUGAGGAGAGAGGGAACUCCUGCCAAGACUGCAGACCCGGGUUCUACAAAUCUCUCCCGGGGAACGCAAAGUGUGCAAAGUGUCCUCCACACAGCUACACCCAGCAGGAGGGAUCUGUGCACUGCAGCUGCGAGAAAAACUACUUCCGCGCAGAGAAGGACCCCGUCUCCAUGGCCUGCACCAGACCUCCCUCCGCCCCGAGGAACGUCAUUUCAAACAUCAACGAGACUUCGGUCAUCCUGGACUGGACCUGGCCUGCAGACACAGGGGGCCGGAAGGAUGUGACGUUCAGCGUGGUGUGUAAGAAAUGUGGUGCCAGCGCUCAGCAGUGUGAGCCGUGCCGCGGGGCUGUGCGCUUCCUGCCGCGCCGUGUCGGCCUCGCCAACACCACAGUGACCGUGGCCGACCUGCUGGCUCACACCACCUACACCUUCGAGAUCGAGGCCCUGAACGGCGUCUCUGAGCAGGGCUCUGCACUCAAGCAGAGUGCCGCCGUCACCAUUACCACCAACCAAGCUGGUAAGGCUCCAUCACCAGUCACUGUGAUUAGGAAGGACCGCACGGCCCGGAACAGCAUCACCCUCUCCUGGCAGGAGCCAGAACGCCCCAACGGGAUCAUCCUGGACUAUGAGGUCAAAUACUACGAGAAGCAGGAACAAGAGACAAGUUACACUAUCCUGAGAUCAAAAGGCACCAACGUAACGAUCAACGGGCUGAAACCUGACACCACGUACCUGUUUCAGAUCCGAGCGCGCACUGCGGCAGGGUACGGGGGCAGCAGCCGCAAGUUCGGAUUUGAAACCAGUCCGGAUUCUUUCUCCAUCUCCAGUGAAAACAGCCAGGUGGUGAUGAUUGCCAUCUCAGCUGCUAUAGCCAUCAUCCUGCUGACUGUGGUGGGGUACGUCCUGAUUGGCAGAUUCUGUGGGCAUAACAAGUCGAAACACACUGAUGAAAAAAGGUUUCAGUUUGGAAAUGAUCAUUUAAAACUCCCAGGACUCAGGACAUAUGUGGACCCACACACUUAUGAGGACCCCAAUCAGGCUAUCCAUGAAUUUGCUAAGGAACUGAACUCCUCUUGCAUAUCCAUCGAUAAAGUGGUUGGAGCAGGUGAAUUUGGAGAAGUGUGUAGUGGCCGGCUGAAGCUGCCCUCUAAGAGAGAGAUCUCUGUGGCAAUCAAAACCCUGAAAGCAGGCUACACUGAGAACCAGAGGCGGGACUUCCUGAGCGAGGCCAGCAUCAUGGGCCAGUUUGAGCACCCCAACAUCAUCCGGCUGGAGGGCGUGGUCACCAGAAGUAAACCAGUGAUGAUUGUCACAGAGUACAUGGAAAAUGGUUCUUUAGACAGUUUUCUACGAAAUCACGACGCCCAGUUCACUGUGAUCCAGCUGGUGGGCAUGCUGCGCGGCAUUGCCUCUGGGAUGAAGUAUCUCUCUGAUAUGGGCUACGUUCACAGAGACCUGGCGGCUCGCAACAUCCUGGUCAACAGCAACCUGGUGUGUAAGGUGUCUGAUUUUGGGCUGUCACGUGUGCUGGAGGACGACCCUGAGGCUGCCUACACGACGCGGGGUGGCAAGAUCCCGAUCCGGUGGACUGCACCAGAAGCCAUCGCCUACCGCAAGUUCACCUCCGCCAGCGAUGUGUGGAGCUACGGCAUUGUGCUGUGGGAGGUGAUGGCAUAUGGAGAAAGGCCUUACUGGGAGAUGUCCAAUCAGGAUGUAAUUAAAGCAGUGGAUGAAGGCUACCGGCUGCCUCCUCCCAUGGACUGCCCAGCUGCCCUGUACCAACUGAUGCUUGACUGCUGGCAGAAGGACAGGAACAACAGGCCCAAGUUCGAGCAGAUUGUCAGCAUUCUGGACAAGCUCAUCCGCAACCCAAGCAGCCUCAAGAUCACUGCCAACACCGCUUCCAGGCCAUCAAACCUUCUGCUGGACCGGAACAGCACAGACAUCACAGCCUUCUGCUCAAUGGGCGACUGGCUGGAGAGCGUCCGGACGGUGCCCAGCAAGGACCACUACACUGGGGUCAGCUACAGCUCCUGCAACACGCUAGCAAAGACAUCAGUAGAGGACUUGAAGAAGAUAGGCGUAACUGUUGUAGGACCUCAGAAGAAGAUUGUAAGCAGCAUUAAAGCACUUGAAACACACACAAAGAACGGCCCGGUUUCGGUGUAAAAACAGACCCUUCGCUGCUUUGGAUCAGAAAAAUGAAAACAACGCAAUGGACAGCAAUGGAACAGUGGCAAAGGCACAGGGGGAUCCAGGGAUCUCAGGAAGAGUUUCAUAGUGCUCAGAGUCCAGAUGGAUAUUAGUCCCAGGGUACAUAAAGACUUACCAGUGCUACGAGUUAGAGUUGCCUUAAUUAAAAAAAAAAAAAAAAAAACAAGAGGAAGGAAAACUGUGUUUUCUACCAAUUAAAGUACUUCAAUCAAGCUGUCUUUUGUCAUGUACCCAGGAUGUGAGAACAUUUAUUCACAAGGCUACAUCAAAAAGCAUGGCUAGCUUUGAGACUAAUAAUUGAUCAAGUGGAAGUGGUAAGAAUGGUGUUUGCUGUUAACAUGUUUCAAAUUAAUUAGUUAGGGGAAUGGCUUUACUAAUGUUGCUAAAAAGGUUAAAUAACCCAACUACCGCUGGAGACUAGAUUUUGAUUGCAGGAACUGUUGUUGUCUUGAGCUAAGCAAUGUAAUAAGAUCAGUUCAGAACCCCCUGACUCCUACCCAGAGGUUUAACACACUAAUCAUUCUAUCAAUCAUUGCACACACACAGGGUUCAGCAGGGUCAGGGAUGGAUGUCAAACAGAAAGAUCAAAAAACAUUAAGGCUUUUGACCACAGAAAUGGUUCAGUAUUGAGUGUUGUUCAGUGGAGUUUUGCAGUGAAAUCAUGCUUAACAUGUUUGUUGCUCGCAUUUGUUUUUCUCAAGUGCAAUACACCAAUCAUAAUUCAUGAUAAGGCUCUGAUUAAAAUAGCUGGUAUACACUGUUUAACAGUAACGCGGUCCUCAGAAUGACAGCCCUGUUCAUGUAAUGUAAUGAAAGUGCCAAACAGCAAGUUACUUUGCUUUAGGGAACAUUUUGUGGUGUAUUUGAACCCUAGAGUUAAGACACAAACCACAAUGUGUAGAUUCAGAUUCUAUAAUUAUAGGUCUUGGGCCAGAUAAGAAAGCAGUUUUCAGUAUAAUAACUAUUUCUCUCAAUACUAAUUGACAGAUGCUAGUUUUCUCACACAAACUGAUAUGCAGAAUAUGAGGUUAUGAAUUACCAUUGAUUUCAAAUUGGAAUAUAUUGUAAUGGAGAUACUAUUUUGAAUCUGGAGAAAGUCCAGUUCAAAUUGUUUGCAUGAGAUUGCUGACUGACAGACGAGAUGGAAGACUCGUCUCAAGAAUGAGUGUGUUUUAAGCCCCAGAUCAGCAGCUUGUCCUUCACUCAAGGGCCUGUCCCAUUGCUGUGCCUUUUUGUUGCCUUUGCCCCAGCUAGCAGUCACCCUUAUAAUGCCAUGCAGCUGCCCAGUGUGGGUUUUAAAGAGGAAGUAAUCUAGGUAGAUCAAGUUUAGUCAGAUUGAGACUGGUAUUACUUGUCAGUGAUAACAGUUGCCAUGAUUUCUAUAAAACUGAGAACCAUUUUUAUAAUUUUGAAUACAAAAAAAGUGAUCUUUUGGUGCGCUGCAGUGUCUCAUCUGAAGUGAAGCAGAACGCUCAGUGGAAAACUGGAUGGGUAAUCCUGAUAUCAAUUAAAUGAUGCAUCUUUAACAGAUGAAGACAUGAGAGAAAGAAUGAUAACAUAUAUUGAGAAAUAUAUCCUGAAGGGGUAGAAAUGAUCAGAAAUAAUUUGUUAUCAGAGUAAAUACUGUCCUGUGCUCUGCUUCAUUGCGUCCCUCCCCCCGGCUUCAUGGAGCAUUCCAGUGAAUGGACUCUUAGUGGGAGAGACUGCACUCCUGUUACAGUUCUCAUCGACACAGUAUCUUAGAGUGAUUUCUCUAACCCUAACCCUAACCCUCCCCCCGGCUUCAUGGAGCAUUCCAGUGAAUGGACUCUUAGUGGGAGAGACCGCACUCCUGUUACAGUUCUCAUCGACACAGUAUCUUAGAGUGAUUUCUCUAACCCUAACCCUAAUCCUAACCCUAACUCUCCCCCCGGCUUCAUGGAGCAUUCCAGUGAAUGGACUCUUAGUGGGAGAGACUGCACUCCUGUUACAGUUCUCAUCGACACAGUAUCUUAGAGUGAUUUCUCUAACCCUAACCCUAACCCUCUCUCAUUAUACAUGUGAAUAAAUAUUCUUCCCCACAGUGUUAUCCUGUAUAUAUGGAAACAUGAUAUUGUAAUAUUAGUAACAGUGACAUUAGUGGUACUGUCAUUUCUGUGGCCAUCUCUUGUACAGAACUUAUAUUAAAAAACCUUGCUUAGGGCAACAUAUUUUUAAAAAAAUGUACCAUAUUAUCUAUUCAGUACCUUAAAAAUCAAUUCUAAUUUCCAUCUAUUAUUUAUUUCUGUUAGCAUAUCCAGUGCAGAGUUGUUGCUUGUAGCAUACAGUAAACUAUGACAGUGUAUGGGAUUUCUAUUGAUGGUGUGUAUUUGCCUUUUAUUGUGUAAGUUUGUUUCGUUGGUAUUUCUGUUUUGUUUUUGAAUACAAUACUGUUAUCCCCUAAUUUAGUUUUUGUGUGCAAAUGUAAAUGGCCUGCUACUAAUGUAAAAGGAUUUGUAGUGGAAACAUUUAUAUUUUUAUAAUAAACAUAAUGAAGGUAUUUUUUACAGAAU